AUGAAAAUAUUAGAAAAAGUGUUGGCGCCGUUCCGCUUAAAGCCGUUCACUUUGACAGCUAGAAGUGCUGGAAUGGUUUGUGAUUGGUGGCGAAUGUCUGCAGCGGAGUACUAUUGGCGUAACGCCCGUGGGCCCGGAGCGCGCGGCAGCGGUAAACGCUUGCCGCGACGGGGAAUUCAGAGUCGUAGAGCCUCAUACGCGGGUCAUAAACGAUCCGCGGCCAUAGUAGAGGUGCACGCGCGCGAAUCGAUCCGAAUCGCCGGCGAUAAACGCAUCCUCCCGCGAGGCGUACGUCGCGCGCCGCGUCGCCGCCGAGCGAUGAGUUCCAAGUUCAUCAUCGAUAGCAUGCUCCCGAAGUACCACCAGCAGUUCCAUCACCAGAACUUGUUCGCGGGUACGGGGGCAUCUCCUAUAGAGGCCUCUCUGUCGUCAUCUCUGUCGUCGUCGUUGUCGACGUCGCUGUCGUCGUCGUUGUCAGGAGGCUUGGGGGCGGCGGCUCUGGGCGCGGGCUCACCAGGGGCCGGGAGCCCUCAGCGGUCGUCGUCGUCGUCGUCGGCGUCGCCGGGCGCGCCGGCGAGGAUGUACCCGUACGUGUCUCAUCAUCAGCAGUUCGGCGGCUCGGUGCCGUUCUCGGCGGGCGUCGGUGCCGACGACAAGAGCUGCCGGUAUCCGGCCGCGGUCGGCGCGGAUCCUAUGAUGAACUAUGCUCUGGGUCAGCACAAUGGUGGCGCGGCGGUUUCGGCUGCUUCGGCGAGCAUGGCAGCCGCGGCACAGUUCUACCACCAGGCGGCGGCGUCAGCUGCAUCAGCAGCUUCAGCUGCUUCCGUUGACGCCAUGGGCGCAACCUGUGCCCAGCCCUCAGCCCAGCCACUGCCCGACAUACCGCGAUACCCGUGGAUGUCUAUUACUGAUUUUCCAUUUCCAGAUUGGAUGAGCCCCUUCGACCGCGUGGUCUGCGGUGAGUUCAAUGGUCCAAAUGGAUGUCCACGGCGGCGAGGGCGACAAACCUACACGAGGUUCCAAACCUUAGAACUAGAAAAGGAAUUCCACUUUAACCACUACUUGACGCGUCGACGCAGGAUAGAAAUCGCACACGCCCUGUGCCUCACGGAGCGGCAGAUAAAAAUAUGGUUUCAGAAUCGCCGAAUGAAACUAAAGAAAGAACUGCGCGCUGUAAAAGAAAUAAACGAGCAAGCGCGUAGAGAAAGAGAGGAGCAGGACAGAAUGAAGCAGCAGCAACAGGAGAAGCAAGCGAAACUAGAGGGUCAACACCAUGGUCAUCAUGUGACCCACCAUCAUGAUCCGAUGAAGAUGCCUAUUGACAAGGGCUCCAACGACCUCCUCAAAGUGAAUAAGGUGCCGACCGAUAGUGCUAGUAGUGACUCAUCCGUUAAAGUUCCAAGAAUAUCUGUUCCAAGACCAACUACAGAUUAUGAAAUGAAACGACAUGACGAGAAUGAAGGUUGGAACUAUGACAUCAAGCCAUUGCAUCAUGAAGAUUUUACUAGUGAAAACUUUUUACAUAUUGAUCACAUUCCUGAAAAUACCGAUGUCUUUACGAUAUUUCGCUUAUUGGUUGAUGAUGAAGUCUUAGACUUGAUGGUACAACAGACAAACUUGUACGUUGAACAAAGUAUUGCUGCUAAUUCUGGUGGUAGUUUGACUCGCUUGAAACCAGUUACCAGGGAAGAUAUACAGAAAUUUAUGGGCAUUUACUUAGUGACUGGUAUAAUUAGAUUUCCAUCAUUAGGAAGUUACUGGGAACGAGACCCUAUUUAUCUAAGCACAUGA
Messenger RNA from Parnassius apollo (apollo), 1791 nucleotides. Lineage: Eukaryota; Metazoa; Arthropoda; Insecta; Lepidoptera; Papilionidae. The record is from the annotation of a GenBank genome assembly.